AUGGAUAGUAUAGAAGAACCUCAGAAAAAAGUCUUUAAGGCUCGAAAAACAAUGCGAGUGAGUGAUCGUCAACAACUUGAAGCAGUGUACAAGGUCAAAGAAGAACUGUUGAAAACUGAUGUCAAGCUGUUAAAUGGCAACCAUGAAAAUGGAGACUUGGACCCAACCUCACCUUUGGAAAAUAUGGAUUAUAUUAAUGACAAGGAAGAGGUGAAUGGCAUUGAAGAGCUUUGUUUUGACUCUGAAAAAAGUAAAUCAGAAUGGAAAGAAACACCCUCUACCUUAAAUGUUAAUGUAAAAAACAAGCAGGAUGAUGAUUUAAAGUGUGAACCUGUGUCUCCUAAUAAUAUAACUCCUGAACUAGCCUCUAAACUGACUGCUGAACUAUCCUCUGCUGAUACAGCCUGGUGCGCUGACCCAUCUUCUGCUGAUACAGCCUCUGGUGCGCUGGCUGCUAGAGGUCUGGUAUCUGGAGAUUCUGCCUCUGGAGACUUGGCCUCUGAAGCAGUAACCUCUGGUGAUCCCACCUCUGGUGAUCCCACCUCUGUUGAUCCUGCUUCUGUUGAUCCUGUCUCUGGUGAUCUUGCCUCUGGUGAACUGGUCUCCAGUGAACCAGUCUCCAGUGAGCCAGUCUCUGAUGAACUGGUCUCCAAUGAACCAGUCCCUGGUGAACCGGUCCCUGGUGAAUCGGUCUCCACUGAACUGGUCUCCAGUGAUUCAGCAUCUGAUGAUCCAGCCUCUGGUGAUCAUGCUUUUGAAUCUCUGGCCUCUGAUGAUCCAGGCUCUGGUGAUCUGGCUUCUGGUGAUCCAGCUUCUGGUGAUUCGGCCUCUGGUGAGCCAGCCUCUGAUGAACCAAUUUCUGAUGAACCAACUUCUGAGUCAGUCUUUGAUCCCACCUUUGAACCAAGUUCUGUACCAGUUUGUGAACCAGUUCCUGAAACUGAUAGUACAGAGCCUAGUAGCAAUAAAGGUGAUGAUUUUCUUGAAAAAAAUGGAGGUGCUGAAAAGUUAGAUCCAAUUUUCCCAUUUGAUGAGAAAAAUAAAGCUGAUAGUAAUGUUGAUGUUGAUGCAGAAGCUCUAGAAACAGAUGAUACAAUUAUUUGUUCAGAUGUGUCUCCUGAAAAGAAGGUAGAAGAAGAUGCUAUCAGAGGAUCUGCUCUUGGAGAGGAAGCUAUAUCUAGCAGUAUUGAGAUUGACCAAAGUGAAACGACUGAAGAAGAAAAUUCUGCAGACCUUGCAGAAACCAUUAGUGAAAAUGUUAUAAAAGAUGACAAAAAUGAGAAUGUCUUAGAAAAUACAGAUUCUAUGGAGACAGAUGAAAUCAUCCCUAUUUUGGAAAAGCUUGCACCUGCUGAAGAUGAACUUACUUGCUUUUCUAAAGCUUCUCUCCUUCCAAUUGAUGAGACAAAUCCAGAUUUGGAAGAAAAGAUGGAAGGUUCUUUUGGUUCACCAUCUAAACAAGAAAGUAGUGAGAGUUUGCCAAAAGAAGCCUUUUUGGUCCUCUCUGAUGAAGAGGAUAUUUCGGGUGAAAAGGAUGAGUCUGAAGUUGUAUCACAAAAUGAGACAUGCUCUCCAGAAGAAGUAGAAAGUAAUGCAAAGGACAGCAAGCCUGAGGGAGAAGAGCAAGUAAUACAUGAGGAUGAAAGACCCUCUGAGAAAAGUGAAUUUUUUAGAAGAAAACGUUCUAAGUCAGAGGACAUGGACAAUGUACAGUCCAAACGCCGUCGAUAUAUGGAAGAAGAAUAUGAGGCAGAGUUUCAAGUAAAGAUUACAGCCAAAGGAGAUAUAAACCAGAAGCUACAAAAGGUUGUACAGUGGUUGCUGGAAGAAAAAUUGUGUGCGCUACAGUGUGGUGUAUUUGAUAAGACAUUGGCAGAAUUGAAAACACGAGUGGAAAAGAUUGAGUGUAACAAGAGGCAUAAAACAGUUUUAACUGAACUACAGGCCAAGAUAGCCAGGUUAACCAAACGCUUUGGAGCAGCCAAAGAAGAUCUUAAGAAAAGACAAGAAAAUCCACCAAACCCACCUGUAUCACCAGGAAAGUCUGUAGUUGAUGGCGGCAGCAAUAACAGUGUGCCCUACAGAAAUGCAAACACAGUGAGACAGAUGUUGGAGUCCAAAAGAAAUAUAAGCGAGAGCACACCGCCAUCCUUUCAAGCCCCUGUGAAUACAGUAUCUUCAACCAAUCUUGUCACUCCUCCAACAGUUGUCAGUAGUCAACCUAAAUUGCAGCCUCCAGUGACAUCGGGUUCUCUGACAGCAACGUCAGUUCUUCCUGCACCCAACACAGCUACAGUAGUUGCUUCUACUCAGGUGCCUAGUGGAAAUCCCCAACCUACAAUCUCUUUACAGUCUUUACCAGUGAUUUUGCAUGUACCUGUUGCCGUAUCCUCCCAACCUCAGCUCCUACAGAGCCAUCCAGGGACUUUAGUGACCAAUCAACCAUCUGGCAACGUUGAAUUCAUUUCUGUACAAAGCCCACCUACAAUGAGUGGUCUAACCAAAAAUCCAGUAUCUUUGCCAUCCUUGCCAAACCCCACUAAACCAAACAACGUUCCUUCUGUGCCCAGUCCUAGUAUUCAAAGGAAUUCUCCUGCCGGUGCUGCACCAUUAGGAACAACACUUGCUGUACAGGCUGUUCCAACAGCGCACUCUAUUGUACAAGCCACAAGGACUUCUUUACCCACAGUAGGCCCAUCAGGACUCUAUAGUCCAUCAAAUAAUCGAGGCCCUAUACAGAUGAAAAUUCCAAUUUCUGCUUUUAGUACUUCAUCUCCUGCAGAACAGAGCAGCAUGGCCACCACAAGAAUUGAAAACCAGACAAACAAAACAAUAGAUGCUUCUGUUAAUAAGAAAGCAGCUGAUAGCACAUCACAGAGUGGAAAAGCCAUAGGCAACGAUUCAGGUGGGGUCAUUGAUCUGACAAUGGAUGAUGAAGAGAGUGGAGCUUCACAAGACCCUAAAAAGAUAAAUCACACUCCUGUGUCAACCAUGAGCUCUUCUCAGCCUAUAUCUCGACCACUGCAACCCAUCCAGCCAGCACCGCCUCUUCAGCCAUCUGGGGUGCCAACAAGUGGACCAUCUCAGACAACCAUACACUUACUACCUACAGCUCCAACCACCGUGAAUGUAACGCAUCGUCCAGUAACUCAGGUGACCACGAGGCUCCCUGUACCAAGAGCUCCUGCAAACCAUCAAGUGGUUUAUACAGCUCUCCCCGCACCACCAGCUCAGGCUUCCCUGCGAGGAACUGUUAUGCAGGCUCCUGCUGUUCGGCAGGUCAAUCCCCAAAAUAGUGUUACAGUUCGAGUGCCUCAAGCAACUACAUACGUUGUAAACAAUGGAUUAACCCUGGGAUCAACAGGACCUCAGCUCACAGUGCAUCACCGACCACCACAAGUGCAUACUGAGCCCCCCUCACGCCCUGUGCACCCGGCGCCCUUACCAGAAGCCCCGCAGCCGCAGCGCCUGCCCCCAGAGGCCGCCAGCACAUCUCCGCCUCAGAAGCCGCACUUGAAGUUAGCCCGGGUGCAGAGUCAAAACGGCAUCGUGCUGUCCUGGAGCGUCCUCGAGGUGGACAGAAGCUGUGCCGCCGUCGACAGCUACCAUCUGUAUGCUUACCAUGAGGAGCCCAGUGCCACUGUGCCCUCCCAGUGGAAGAAGAUUGGAGAAGUAAAGGCGCUUCCCUUGCCCAUGGCAUGCACUCUCACCCAGUUUGUAUCUGGAAGCAAAUACUACUUUGCAGUACGAGCCAAGGAUAUUUAUGGACGUUUUGGACCUUUCUGCGAUCCUCAGUCAACGGAUGUGAUCUCUUCUUCCCAGAGCAGUUAAACCUUGGGGCCUUUAUCUCCUCCUCUUUCUUCAAAAGUUCCACUUUUGGGUCUCGCUUUAAUCUUGUGCAUGAUACCCAUUGUAAAAUCCACACUGUGCAAGAUUUCUUGGACAGAUGUGUAUAUACAUUACAUUUGUUUAUAAUCAGAAUAAACUCAGCCCAUAAAGCAGAAUCUUUUCCUGAACAAUUCACGCUUCAAGGUUUUGAAAUGUAAAUGUGCACCUUGCUUUAGUUUUGAGGCUGGGGUAUAUGUGUGGGUGUUUGUGCUUUUCUGUAUUUAUAUGUUUAUUGCAGUGGAAUCUCCCAUUUUCAUUCUCAAAUUUACCUCUCUUCCAGUGUGAAGUAAGUAGAUCAAAGGAUUUGAGGUAUGUAUCUGGCAUGAUUCUGCUUCUCAGAGAUCUGUAGGUUCAUAGAUAAAUGAUUUAAACUGAAUCUAAAUGGAACCCAAAG
Molecule: messenger RNA, 4282 nt
Organism: Lipotes vexillifer (Yangtze River dolphin)
Lineage: Eukaryota; Metazoa; Chordata; Mammalia; Artiodactyla; Lipotidae
Gene: ATF7IP
Product: activating transcription factor 7 interacting protein
Biological process (GO): regulation of DNA-templated transcription
Cellular component (GO): nucleus; transcription regulator complex
Molecular function (GO): protein binding; transcription coregulator activity
Source: RefSeq, a predicted model, not a curated record